UGCAGCUAACCAAACGCACAGGCACACACACAGACAAGGCUCUCCUGCUCCACCGAAGGCACCGGGGCGGAGACCGGCUGGAGGGAGUGCGCGCGGGGGUGCGCGCACAAACACACACACACACAUACACACACACACGCACACACGCACACCCGGGUGCGGGUUGGCCGGAGCUUAAAUCCGCAGACUCCUCUAGGAAAUCGCCAGAGGCACUGGAAUAGGUGUCGCUGCCCCCCUACACACACACACACACACACACACCCUGAUUACUACUUCCCCAAACACUUCUGUGAAGCCAUGAAUCCUGCCCGGCUCGCCGCUGCUUCCAGGUCUUGGUUCUGUGUUGGUCUCCACCGUCGCCUUCCCGAAAGCCAGAUCAAGGGAGAGAGCGAGCGGACGACGGGCUCCGGACUCUAAGCCGAGCUCAGCCCGCACCCGGGGCGGCUCGCCCUGAACCCGCGGAAGGGCUUCUCGCUCCCGCCAGCCUCCACCAAACCAAAGCCAGGGUAGGCAGCUGGGGCUGAACCAGAGACAGGUUUACAUGUUAAUUUGGCUACUUGGCUACCACUUAGAGAACACAAAAUGAAUAACUCUACAAACUCAUCCAAUAAUGGCUUGGCCCUUACCAGUCCUUAUAAGACAUUUGAAGUGGUAUUCAUUGUCCUUGUGGCUGGAUCCCUCAGUUUGGUGACAAUUAUUGGGAACAUCCUGGUCAUGGUUUCCAUUAAAGUCAACCGCCACCUCCAAACUGUCAACAAUUACUUUUUGUUCAGCUUGGCCUGUGCUGACCUCAUCAUAGGUGUUUUCUCCAUGAACUUGUACACGCUGUAUACUGUGAUUGGCUACUGGCCUUUGGGACCUGUUGUGUGUGACCUUUGGCUAGCCCUGGACUAUGUGGUCAGCAAUGCUUCAGUUAUGAACCUCCUUAUCAUCAGCUUUGACAGGUACUUCUGUGUCACGAAACCCCUGACCUACCCAGUCAAGCGGACCACAAAGAUGGCAGGAAUGAUGAUCGCAGCCGCCUGGGUUCUCUCCUUCAUCCUCUGGGCGCCAGCCAUUCUGUUCUGGCAGUUCAUCGUGGGAGUAAGAACGGUGAAGGACGGGGAAUGCUACAUCCAGUUUUUUUCCAAUGCUGCUGUCACCUUUGGCACUGCCAUUGCAGCCUUCUAUCUGCCAGUGAUCAUCAUGACUGUGCUCUAUUGGCACAUCUCACGAGCCAGCAAGAGCAGGAUAAAGAAGGACAAGAAGGAGCCUGUGGCCAACCAAGAUCCGGUGUCCCCAAGUCUUGUACAGGGGAGGAUAGUCAAGCCAAACAACAACACCAUGCCCAGCAGUGACGGUGGCCUGGAGCACAACAAAAUCCAAAAUGGCAAAGCCCCCAGAGAUGCUAUGACUGAAAACUGUGUGCCAGGGGAGGAGAAAGAGAGCUCCAACGACUCCACGUCAGUCAGCGCUGUUGCCUCUAAUAUGAGAGAUGACGAAAUCACCCAGGAUGAAAACACAGUCUCCACUUCCCUGGGUCAUUCCAAAGAUGAGAACUCUAAGCAAACCUGCAUCAAAAUUGUCACCAAGACCCCCAAAGGUGACUCGUGUACCCCAAGUAAUACCACGGUGGAGCUAGUUGGGUCUUCAGGUCAGAAUGGAGAUGAGAAACAGAACAUUGUAGCCCGCAAGAUUGUGAAGAUGACUAAGCAGCCUGCCAAAAAGAAGCCUCCUCCUUCCCGGGAGAAGAAAGUCACUAGGACGAUCCUGGCGAUUCUGUUGGCUUUCAUCAUCACCUGGGCCCCAUACAAUGUCAUGGUGCUCAUUAACACCUUCUGUACACCCUGUAUCCCCAACACUGUGUGGACAAUUGGUUACUGGCUCUGUUACAUCAACAGCACCAUCAACCCGGCCUGCUAUGCACUUUGUAAUGCCACCUUCAAGAAGACUUUUAAACACCUCCUCAUGUGUCAUUACAAGAACAUAGGCGCUACAAGGUAAAACAUCUUGGAAAGAAGGUGGGAAGACUAAAAGGGAUAAAAGAACUGGUUUUAAAUCUCUGCCAUUGCACUUUAUAGUCUUAUUAUGGAAUGUGAGAGUAAGGAGUCCAACAGUGACACUCUCAUGCCUAUGUUACAGUUUGAAAACCUUGUACCUUACAAACACUGUCAGUUUCAGAGCGAUGAGUCAAUGAAAGAGACGUGUCGGAAUUGUGGAUUUAAGGAAUAAUCUAUGCUUUCUCAUAUUCUCUUGAAGAAGGGCUUCUGAAUCUACAAUUUUACCAAUCUCUGCACAAGAAGUGUAACCUCAUUCCUUUUUUUGUUAUUUUUUGUUUGUUUUCAUGUGUGCAUAUGAAGAUGAAAUGCCAUUAUUGCAAGCCAACAUAGAGAUAGAAACUUAAAGAAAGAGAAUGUAAAGACAGAGAGGCAACAAAAGAAAAUUCAAAAAAGAAAGGAUGCAAAAAUGAUCUCCAGAGGGUUAGGCAUCUACUGUUAUUUUGUUGUGGUCUUAUUUGGAGGGUUGAAUGUAAUAUGAUGUUUUUUCAUCUUUCCUUUUUCCCACUAUGAAAAGAAAGCAGACAAACAAAAAUCCCAACUAGGUCACACCAUUUUUAUUCUUGUUAUAGCAUUACUUUUGUACUUGCCAAUUUUACAUUAUGGAUGGACAAUGCCUGCAAGACUUACACUAAAUCCAGGCAGAGACACCCUGACACUAUGUCUUUUACAUUCUUUGAGGUAUAAAAGCCUAUAAAGAUUUAGUUCCCUUAGAUUCCCAUAAGUCUGGUUUACUCUUUACCUAACAUUUUAUUUUAAUAGAAUAAAUGUGCUUGAGAAAGCAAAGUCAUCAUAAAAUUGAGGCUUAAUCAAAUUAAAUAUUGGUCAAUAUAAUUGGAGAAAGUGAGGCCAAAUGAAUUUUGAGAUAGGAAAAUAAAAGGAUAGAAGGGCAUUCUAUUUCGAUCUGAAUCAAACUGACUCACAAAGGAAAUGUUAACUUGUGAAAUAGGAACUCCUGACUUUUGUCAGCAGGAAGAAAAUGCUGCUUUAUUCAUUUAGAAUCCUAAACAAGAUUAAGAUAUUCACAGGGCAUCAGUGACUACUGGGUCAGUCCCAAGAGACUGAGCUCUGCUAAAUGAUAUUCAAAUUAUAAUCAAGUGAGGUUUUCUAUAACCAUCCUAGGAGCCAGUGAGAGGAAGAAAAGGAAAUGCAUAUUCCUAAAAGAGUCAGUUCACCCUACAAGUUUUAAAAUUCUCCAUUAAUAGAAUGAUAGUAAUCUCUAUGACAAAAAUGUAGUGAAUAAAAAAACAGAGGCCAAAUGAACUCACCGAAUCUGACAGAAGAAUGUAGAUGGCUGUUGUCAUGUUCUCUUCUCACCCUGAUUCCACACCACAAAAUGUCAUGUCAGACACUAUUAUCUAAAUGGUGACAUCAUACAGAAUCUUGCCUGUGUAGGGACAUUGUAGUCCAAGUAAAUACAGUAUUAUAUUGAUUCACAUUUAACUACUUUUUAUCCCUCAUAUGAUUUUCUAACACUACUUGCUAUAGUCUUCCAAUCAAAUUUUUAAAGGCUCAAUCAAUAGACAUCAAAUUUAUAUUAUUUUCAAAUUUUAUAUUUUGCAUUAUAGAUUUUGUGAUAUCCUUCUCAGUACUAUUGAUGUGAGUUACAUGAUGAAUUAGUCAGUAUUAGACCACAGAACUUAUUAGAAGUAUUUUAAAUGACUUGGCACAUUGACAAUAUCUCAACAACUUGUAGACUUUUUUUUUUUUAAUAAGCACAAGGGAAACAACAGCAAAAAGUUGUAAGUUAGCAAAAAGCAAAUUGCCAACAAUAUUUAUAUCUUUGCUAAAUAACUUCUUGUUUGAAUAGCUAGUCAUUUUCCCCACCAGCAUGGUCUAUGUGUAAAUUUAUAGCGUCAGUUCAUAUAGAUUCCUUUACAAAGACUCAAUGACAUCCGUGUGAACUUCCACAUUUUAAAUCCAUAUUCAUUGUUAUGUUGUUCAUUCAAAUGAACGUGUCAGUUGAGUGGAAAGAACUCUGGGCCAGUGAGCUUCUGGUUUCCUGUAAAUAAAACUGGCUGACUGGCCUAGAAUAUCACGCUUUAAUUUGUAGUAUUACUGUAAUGUAGAUACAGAUUCAGUUGGAAUGACCCCUUUGGAGCUAAGCCAUCAGAAUUCGGUCUCCUUUUGUUUGCUCUAACAGUCCCACUCACUAUGAGUCCAGUUGUCCCUUACUCUCUGUUGCCAUUGUAUCCUUGCCUUUCUUCUGUUCUCCAUCAUCACCAGAGCCACCACAACUGUACUGAAAGAGAAACUGUCAAGCUAAAGAAAAGGAUUGGAGGUAGACUGACACACCAUGGAAACUUGUUCAACCGGAAUCAUAAAAGUGAAAGGAAUACUGAAAAGAAUUGUAGAGAAAUAGAAACUGUAUUCAACAAUGUGUACUAACUAUUGCUGAAUUUGUCUAUUUCAGAGGCUCUUGGCCAGGGACAAUCCCUCCCAGGGGACAUUUAUCAAUGUACAGAGAUAUUUUUGAUUGUCACAGCAGGGAGAAAGGUAUUUAGUAGGUAGAGGCUAGGACUGCUUCUAGUAGUGCAUUUUAAAGCUACAAUGCCCAGAUCAGUUCCCUACCCACUCCAAAAGAUUCAUUUGACUCAAAAUGUCAAAAUAGUUCCAACGUUCAGAAACUGUUAUUUAUCUUAAAGAAUUUCCAUAGCUUGCUUCCUGUAAGUGGAAAAAUAACCCUGCAUCAUUUGUAGAAUUUUAAUGCAAAUUGCUCACCUGUGGGAAAAAAGUAAUGCUCACCAAUCACGUAUCAGAAACACUCAACUGUUGAGUUGCUUUUAUUUAUAAUUCACAUUGGGAAAACAGAUCACAUGUAUAUUUCAGAAACCACCAGACCAUGCACAUGGCACAUUGUUCCACCAUUUUUAUGUCUGAUUAUAAUUGCUACACAGUCUAGUCAACUGGGGUUCCAGUAGUUGCCCAUCAAAAUGGUUGUAGUUGAUACAGUCAGUUUCUGUUGGAGCUGCCGUUUUUCCUUUGAAGAGCCUGUUUCGUAAGCAGCAUGGUUCAUAUCCUUUGCUUUCACAGGAAAGAUGGAUACCUGUCAAGUCUUAUUUCUUCUCUCCUCAUAGCAAUAAUGUAAAUAUCCUAGAGUGGUCUUAUAAGAAGAGGAGAUCAAGAAUAUGAAAAGUCAUUUCAUUUAUUGAGAAAACAAAUGAUUGCCCUUUUACCCAUUCAUUAUUUAUUUAAUACCAGAUCCCAAUUAUUAGAACUAAGAUACAAAAUAUAAGAAGUCACAAGAAAAUAAGCUUUCUGAUUUGAAUUGUGGAAGCCGGAUGUCCCACAGUCUGCUUUGUAUUCACUGCUUUUGUGAUCCUAAAGAUCUGACACUGGGGGAGGAGGGAGCACGGAAUGAUGGCAACAACUACUCAGCAAUGCAGUCUACUUUUACGUUCUCCUACUCAGUUCCUUGAUAGUUGCCGACCACCCAGUUUGAUAAUCUCCCUUUCAACAACCAUAGCACUGGUGUUGCAAAUAGAUUAGGAAAGCACCCAAAGCUGGAUGAAACUGUGCAAAGUGUAUUUUCGCAUGUACAUACAAUACCAUGCCUCUUCACUAUGCUUCUCUUUAAAUGGGUGCACGCUGUAGCAUGAACUGUGUGCAUAUUUAAUGUAUCUUCCUGGAAUAUGCUGUAUGCUUAAUAUAUAUAUUAUAAAUAAAAUAAUAUAAUGUACAAUAGAAAUACAUAUUUCUGUAUGCAAAUAAAUGUAUUAUACACAAAAUAUUAAUAUGCAAUAUGGUGUAUCUUGCUUCAAACUAACAAGAAUAAAUGUGACACGCCAAAUUUUCAAAGAAAGUAGUAUUUGCAUUUGAAAGAAGAGGUUUCAGAACAGCCAAAAUUCUACCCAUAUUAAAAUUAAGCUGUUUUAUAAUCUUUGAGAGCAUGGCACUGUUUUUAAAUGUCUCUUGAAGGAAUAAAUUAAUAAAUCUUUGCUGGUAUCACCCCACGUGACAACAAUGCUUUCUUCUCCUGUGGCCCUGACAAGCCUCUGACAAGAAUCUUCCCAGCUGGUUUGGCUCCAACAGCUGUGUUGAUCUUGUGUCUGAUUGCCUGAUGAGGCAGCAACCAACCCUUUCUCGUAGUUUCACUCUCUUCCAAAUUAACUGAUUUUAGUGAAAUAAAAAAUAAUCAAACUGGGAGAAAAAGAUGACCUUCAGAAUAUUUUUCAUGUGAGAAACAAGGUACAAAUUGGACAAGCACUGUAUUUUAUAAGCCACUCUUUUCACUUUGGAUCAAUAUAGCAAUUGUACGUUAAAUAAAAACACUUAACAUAAUACUGCAACUUUCCUCAUGAAAUUAUGAAGUAGUUGGUUUGUUCAUAAGUGUUCUAAGUUUGUCCAUAAAUAAUAUUCUCUUUUCUCUUUUAUCCACUCUACCCACAUACCCCAGAACAUUUUAUUUGGCCCAUUAACAUAAGGCUUUAAAAUUAGCCAACAUUGUUAUGAAGUUAUUUGAUAUUGGGCAUGCAAUCUGGGGAGAUGCUCAUAUUUUAAUAUAAUAAGUAUAAACAAUAGAUGUAUAAGAGAUUGCUCAUGGCCGGCGCCGCAGCUCACUAGGCUAAUCCUCCUCCUGCGGCGCCGGCACACCAGGUUCUAGUCCCGGUCGGGGCGCCGGAUUCUGUCCCGGUUGCCCCUCUUCCAGGCCAGCUCUCUGCUGUGGCCAGGGCGUGCAGUGGAGGAUGGCCCAAGUGCUUGGGCCCUGCACCCCAAGGGAGACCAGGAUAAAUACUUGGCUCCUGCCAUCGGAUCAGCGUGGUGCACCGGCCGCGGCGGCCAUUGGAGGGUGAACCAACGGCAAAGGAAGACCUUUCUCUCUCUCUCUCUCACUGUCCACUCUGCCUGUCAAAAAAAAAAAAAAAAAGGCGAUUCCUCUUACAGCCUUUAGAUACUGGGGCAUGAAAUGUAAGAGUGAUUUUUCAGUUCAUUGUAACUUUCUUCCAAUUUUAUGGCAUACUUCAAUGUCUAGUCACAUUAUCACACGAUUCACCCAUAUAAAUCAGUGCCCUUCCUCUAUACGAAAGUAACUUCUAGAGAGAAAAAAAAAAAGUUAGGUUGCCUUCAAUUCCCUUUAGUCUCCUACUAUUCCAGAAAGGUAUUCUCAUUUCAUUGUGGAGAAGUUGAACUGAACUCUGUAUUGAUUAGUUAUCAAAACUUAUUCCUGACUAGACAGUUGGAAUAGGAAACACAUAUUGCCAGCAUUAUGGAAGAACUUUCCAAUUUGUAACACAUAACAGUGUUCACACAAAAAUGGGAGAAAUGGAAUACAGUAUGUUAUGGGACCUAGAUCUUCAUUAAAUCUUGGAAAAUCUGUUCUCUGGCUUCCUAAGUACACACUCACAUAGGAAACUGCAAAGAAAACGAAGGCAUCCGCCUCCUGUGCACCCAUCACCUACUCAGCAAUGUCAUGAAUUCUUCAGAUCGUGGAGAUGAGGAGAUCUUCCGAAGUUUUGCUGAAGGAUUUAAAAUGUAGGUGUGCUUUUCAAAUUGUCAUUAUAAAAUAGGGGAUGACAGCACUGAAUGAAUUGAGCAUCUACACCCCCAAAGAAUUACAAUGGAAGGCAGGGGUGUCUGAUUUAAAUCUCGAUAAUAUUUUAACAAUUUAUAGUUUAAAAAUCCCAAAUGUUGUCAUUAAAUUAAUUAAAGCUGUU
Molecule: messenger RNA, 7690 nt
Organism: Oryctolagus cuniculus (rabbit)
Lineage: Eukaryota; Metazoa; Chordata; Mammalia; Lagomorpha; Leporidae
Gene: CHRM2
Product: cholinergic receptor muscarinic 2
Biological process (GO): chemical synaptic transmission; regulation of smooth muscle contraction; regulation of heart contraction
Cellular component (GO): synapse; dendrite; plasma membrane
Molecular function (GO): G protein-coupled acetylcholine receptor activity; G protein-coupled serotonin receptor activity
Source: RefSeq, a predicted model, not a curated record